Molecule: messenger RNA, 3242 nt
Organism: Siniperca chuatsi (mandarin fish)
Lineage: Eukaryota; Metazoa; Chordata; Actinopteri; Centrarchiformes; Sinipercidae
Gene: cnp
Product: 2',3'-cyclic nucleotide 3' phosphodiesterase
Exons: 4
Coding region: 193-2304 (703 amino acids)
Biological process (GO): cyclic nucleotide catabolic process
Cellular component (GO): membrane; cytoplasm
Molecular function (GO): 2',3'-cyclic-nucleotide 3'-phosphodiesterase activity
Source: RefSeq, a predicted model, not a curated record
CUCAGGGGCGUGUCCGUGGCCACGCCCAGUUGCGCGUUCCCGGGAAUUUUCUUUGAAGCGGGUUCACGUCUGUGCCAAGGAUUGCCUUGUCAUUGUAUCCAGAGGGAAACGCGUGGUCAGCGGCACCACCGACAGCUCCACUGCAGUGUAUCUGGUACAUGGUGGUGUGUAAAGUCAGACUUUAAGCCAGACAUGGAUACUGAAAAAAGUGGCGAGGUUUUAGAUGUGUCAGAGACUCCACAGCCAGAGGAGACUGUAAUGGAAAAAGAGGUUGUGUCAAAAUUGGAGACACCAGAGGAAUCCACAGAGCCUGAGAAGCCACCAGCUGCUGGUGAAGAGACUGAGCAGCUGGCAGUGAAUGGUCACGAUACAGAAGUCAUAAAUGUGAAAAAACCAGAAGAGUUGAUUGUGUCAGAAAACGUUACACUGUCUGAGGAAAAAACAAAAAUGGAGAUUGGGGAGCGCUUGCUCAGAGAAAAAUCUGAAAUGGCGUCAGUGCCUGGUGCGAUGGCACCACCAGAAGCAGAUGAGUCAUCUGAAAAGAUCUCUGACCCAGUUGCAGCUUUAGACACAGAACCAGAAAACAUCCAGCCUGAACAGCUGCCUGUGCCAGAGAAUGACCCAGAACCUUUGCCUGUGCAAACACCUCUGGCAGAGAGUGCCCCUGAACCAGAGCCAGAGAAAUUGGCAGAAUCAGUUGCAGAAGCUAAACAACAAAAGCAAACAUUACCUGAACCAGUCAUGCUGCAGCAGCCAGUGGAAACACAACCACCCAGCCAAGAAGAGAAAGUGCCACAACAAGUGGAAACUGAGACAAAAUUGCAGACUACAAUGAAGACGGCGGCAGAAGAAGUUAACAAAGAGGUGGCAGAAGAGGAAAAAGCAGCAGACACUGUGUUGGUGGCAGAAGUUUCAUCAGAAAAGCCAACAGAAGCUGUGACAUUAAAGGAGGAGGUAUCGGCUGAAACUGGAAAUGUGAAAUCUGCAGAGGACAAGAAGGUUGAAGUUGAACCAGAAAAAUCUGUUGAGUCUGAUACUCAGAAGGGAGCUGAGGCAGAAGGUGUUAAAUCUGAGAAGAAUGAUGCUGAGCUUCAAAAGGAAGAGGAUACAGUCCCUGCAUCUGGCUCCCUGUCCUUUGCCCUCCUGGAACGGGAGCAGACCAAAGAUGCCCUGCGAACCUCUCGCACCCUUGUUGUCCUCAGAGGUCUUCCAGGAAGCGGUAAAAGCUUCUUGGCAUGUGCCAUAGCUGAUGCCUACAAAGACCAGUGCUCUGUCAUCUGUGCUGAUGACCAUGGUGUAAAGCCAGAGAAUCCAGAAUCAUCUGUGGAUGGAUACAAGGCUCUGGAUGACGCUGUGGUGGCCUGCUGCAGUGCAGGAACAGCUUCCCCUCUGCUGCUGGUGGUGGAUGACACCAACCACACCCAGGAUCGGCUGGCCCGCCUGGGGGAGAUUGCCGAGCAACACCAUCUUGUUCCUGUCUUUUUGGAGCCACAUACUGAAUGGAGCAGAGAUCUGGCACAGCUGACCAAGAAGACCAGGCGUGGACUAGAGGAGGCCCAACUGGAAGCCAUGAGAGGUCCACUUGAGGAAAUGUCCCUUCCUCUUUACUUUGGCUGGUUUCUUCUCUCCUCCAUCCAGGACAAGGUCAGGUGCACAUCAAUGGACUUUGUGAAAACGCUGGACACCUUGGAGGCCUUCAAGAAACAUUUGAUUGACUUCACUGGAAAAGCUGAGAAGGAGGUGGAUUUGGAGCAGUACUUUGAAGCCAGAGAAACCCUCCAUUGCACUACAAAAUUCUGUAACUAUGGAAAAGCAGAGGGCGCCAAAGAAUAUGCAGAGAAUCCUGCUGUUAAAGAUUUCUAUGGUUCUGUGUUCGAGCUGUCACUGAGUGCUCUCUUUGUCACUCCUCGCACUGUUGGUGCCAGAGUGUCCCUCACCGAGGAGCAGCUUUUGCUGUGGCCAGCCGAUGCCGAAAAGGAGUCUCCUGUCCCUGCAGCUGCCUCCCUGCCUCCGGGAAGCCGCGCCCACGUUACUCUAGGCUGUGCAGAGGGUGUUGAGCCAGUUCAAACAGGUCUGGAUCUGCUUGAAAUCCUGGCCCUGCAGCAGGAAGGCCAGCAGGGGGAGCUCGUCGAGGAGAUGGAGCUCGGCUCGCUGACCUAUUAUGGCGAGGGAAGGUGGCUGCUCAGUCUCAGAGAGCCUAUCUGCUCCCCAGCCUGCUUCUCCAGCUUCUACGGGCGCAAGGAGCCCGAGCCGACCAAAAAAGAACCAGAGAAGAAAAAGAAGCAAAAGUGCACCAUACUGUAAAUGGCAAACAUGGGGAUGUGUGGCCGGGAUGACUGGUGAAUUAAAACUUAGGCUUACUCUGUGCAAGGUUUGUGUGUUUGUGCAGUGUUUAGGGUUUCACUUAUAGCCACCCUAAAUCCACAAGCUGUGUGCCUUUUUUACUGUUAAUUUGCACCACAACCCAAGAUGCCUUCAAUCCAGUUAGGCUUGUUAAUGUUCAGUAUCUUGUUUCACAUAUUGGUGCCAGAGUUGCAGUACCUGGCUAUUUGCUGAGGUGUUAGCUGCAGUUUUAGACUAAGGUAGUAUAGCCUCCUCCCACAGCUCCACAGUUAUCUAAAACUUAGAUUUCCUCUUCUAUAUAUGUCAGUGUCUCUCAGUAUUCAUAUUAAACUAGGUACUUUCAUUGCAUGCAUCCCAGGUCAAUGGUAUCAACAUAAUAACACAUUUCUGACCUGCUAAGAGUACCUCUGUCGCUUCAGCAGAAUUUGCCUGGUGUUUCCUUUGUCUUAGUUGUAAGUUAGCUGUCAUUUCCGUGUGUGUGUGAGCAGCCUAGGAAGUAAUUGAUACAAUAGCAUAUGGGCCAAAGUUAUCUAUUUGAUUAAGUGUAUUAGAAUGAAUGCCAUUUAUAGAGGUCCUUCCUUGUAAAAUCUUUGCACUGUGCAUAGUUUGAAAGGGAGAAUGCUGAUGAGUUUGGCAUUUGUUUCAGCAGCUUGCACUUAGUACUUAUCAAAUGCUGUGAAUCUGUCCAUGUUUUGCAAUCUUUUCUACUGUGCAAGACCACCAUUGAUCCCUUUUAUCCUCUUUGAACAGCACUUCAUGUAUUGCAUUUCGAUUUGUAUCCUCUGUGACUGUAAUUUUUGAAGGGCAAGUCCUACUUUGUGUAGCUCUUAUGAAUCACUAUUUUUGCACUUGUUUUGUACACUUAAUAAAAAAGAACAUGCUUUGCUCCAAUAAUGCAA